This is a messenger RNA of Homarus americanus (American lobster), 3914 nucleotides long. RefSeq lists its product as uncharacterized. Gene Ontology annotation, molecular function: protein binding; transmembrane signaling receptor activity; extracellular ligand-gated monoatomic ion channel activity. The record is from RefSeq and is a predicted model, not a curated record. NCBI's taxonomy places the organism in Eukaryota, Metazoa, Arthropoda, Malacostraca, Decapoda, Nephropidae. Bases 167 to 2806 code for a protein of 879 amino acids. Gene Ontology annotation, biological process: regulation of membrane potential; chemical synaptic transmission; signal transduction. Gene Ontology annotation, cellular component: membrane; synapse; neuron projection. The transcript is spliced from 11 exons.
CGGAGGCGGUGACGGAGGUAGUGUAUAACGUGUGUGACUGAGGGACCAUUUCUACCCCUCUGGCUGGUAAAUAAUCCGGCAAGAUCAGGGGAAAAAUCAUAUCUCAAGCAGCAGUACCUAGAGAAAGGGAAGGAAAAUUGACGUCAGACAAGGAAAGAAUAUCUCGAUGGUGUGGUCAAGAGGUGUGGCGUGGACCCUGUUCGCGAUAGGGACGGUGGCGAUGGCGGCAAGUGGGCGGAGAGUGAGCGUGGUCAGGUUCCAGACUGGUGAUGUGGCCACGACGGAGAGUUUUCUGGACACUGGGCUGGGCGACUUUCCUCUCCUUCGUCAGAUGACGAUGGUGGUACACUUAAGGCUACGUCGGGUCACCUCUCACAUCCCACUCCUCAACUAUGCCGUCGAAGGCUGCAAUGAAGAGCUGUUUGUCGAACUGGUGCCCAAGAAGAAGGAUAUGCACGUACAGUGUUGUGGAGGGCUGGUGUCUGAGGCCUUCAAGUUCAAGCUAAGAAUGUUUACUUGGCAACACAUCUCCGUCUCCCUCAACCUGGAGACCCGGAUCCUGCUGGUUAUAUAUGAUGAUCUGGUGUACCAGGUGGAGCUGAAGGUACCCACGUGGCAGCUGGGUCCUGACAAGCGACUGGAGGUGCGUGGUGGGGGGCGUCUGGUGGUGGGACAGAAGUUGUACUCACUAGAAGGAGACUUUAUCGUACUGGAGACCUUGGAUGGUGAGAUAGCAGACUACAGGGUAUAUGAUGUCGCCCUACACCCCAAACAGAUGAACGAAUUACUCAACUGUAGAGACAUACCUAACCUGAAGAAGCCACUCAUCGAUCUGUCCAGCAACAAUAUAGAGCUCAAGGGCCCGACCACAAACAGGACGAUAUUGAUGAAUGAAAUGUGUAGUAAUCACGUCACUGGGUUCUAUCUGUUUUUCGCCCAGAAGAUGGUGUUCCAGCGGGCUUACUCCUGGUGUAGGAAGCUCAAGGGUCAUCUCAUCCUCCCUGAAGAUGCUGAGACGAAUGCUUAUUUCUUCGAUAAAUUCAUCAGAUUUAAAGACCAGUGUGACGACAUCUGGACUCACCUAUAUUGGAUUGGUUCUGGAGGCAACCUGACAACAAGGGUGUGGCAGAAACUCACUGACGGAACACCAAUACAAUGGUACCAGUUUCUGAGAGAAUACAGAACUGUUACACCAGAGUUCCAAUGUAUCGCCGCUGUAACUCACGACAGGUAUAAAUGGGCCGCCUGCCCCUGUGAUAUAGAGACUUGUAUUCUGUGUAACUUCACUACCCACCCCGAGAUGAGGCUCCGUGGACUCUGCAAAGACUCCAUGUUCGAUCGUCUCUUCUCCUUCCGUGACAAUGAGAACUAUGAGCUCACGUUUGACGGGUUGGCUCACGUAGUUAUGCAGAAACAAAACGACUCGUGGAUCAUGAGAAGUCGACUCUAUCAGGGCUUGCGAGCCAUGAUGCAGUCCCAGUGGAAAGGCGAGUACCCGGUCGGCGUCCACACCUGGUACAUCUACGGGGACAGGUGUAGACAGAAAGAGGUGAAGUUAUUGCUGACGUCUUGCCAUGACAACGAAUACACCUGUGAUGACGGCUCGUGUAUCAACAAGAACCACCGCUGUGACCUGAGUGUCGACUGUGAGGACCAGAGUGAUGAGAUGAACUGUAACGUUGCUCUAGUACCUACAGGUUACUCCUCCGGUCUCCCCCCACCUACUCUAAAUGCCAAACCUCUCCCGAUUUACUUUUCUCUAAACGUUACCUCCGUCAGGGAAUUCAGCUUAGUCUCCUUCACCAUAAGCAUUGAUGUUUUUCUCAAGCUUAAAUGGCAGGAUAGAAGGUUAAAGUUCAGUAACCUACAGGAUAAUUUUCUAGCUAAUAAGAUCAAGGUGUUGAGUCAGGUAUGGACGCCAGUUAUGAAGGUGGAGGAUGGAACAUUAAGUGCUGCCCAGUCCACCUCUCAAACCCAGACUGUUUACGUGACCAAAACCUCUGAACCUCUACCAGAUGAUGACACAACCAUACGGGAAGAUGUGGUGUACAGUGGGUCAGAGAAUUCGAUGAUUUUCCAACGAGAGGAGACAAUUACCUUCAAGUGUGAGUUUAAACUAAAGAUGUAUCCCUUUGAUCGACAAAUCUGCUUAAUUGUUUACAGGAUACAAGACGUCACGAAGGAACUCGGUGUGUUAACUAAGGACGGGCCAGGGGUACAGUUCCUCGGGGGUCGACAGCUGCUGGAAUACACCCUCAUCUCUGAGACCUUCACCAACUACACCCUCAACCAAGUGAGCCACAUUAAGAUUGAGUUCUCCUUCAGGAACCAGUACGGGUAUUACAUCGGCAACACCUUCCUUCCCAGUAUAAUGCUUGUCAUUAUCUGCUGGGCCACACUGCACUUCGAUAUAGCCGAUUUCCAGGAUCGCAUUAUGGUAUCCCUAACAUCACUCCUGGUCCUGGCAACAUUCUUCACCCAAACCAGCCAAUCAAUUCCUAAAACGGCCUACCUCAAGCUGAUAGACGUGUGGUUUGUGGCCCUGAUCUCCGAGGACUUCACCAUCAUCAUCUCUCUUGUUUACAUCGAGGUCCUCCGCUUGAGACACCCAGCUACGAACAUCAAGGUAGCUCCCGUUGGCUCCUUGAUGGGCGGCGCCAGCAGUAACUCUUCACCUGUCCAAGUUAACUGCAACAAGAAGGCUCUGAGGAUGAACAGGAUCUUGUUUAAUCUCUUCUCCUUAACUAUGGUCAUAAUGGUGUUGUCCUUCGGUUGUAUGUGUGUCUUUAGCUUACUCUCUCACUAGUAUAGUCCUACGAGCAGAGGAUGGGGGACGAGAAGAGACUAUAAGAUGGAUAGCUGUAGUCUUUGGUUGACGUAAUGAGUCUUUGGUUGACUUACAGUAGUCUUUGGUUAACGAGUGACUAAGACAGAGUUGGCUUUUUGAUAUUAGUUAAAAUGGUUGACACAUCAUGACAUCCUUUACCGAGACUCGUAAUUACUCGUACUCUGGAAGGACUCUGCAAGUUGAGUAGUAGCCAAUAGGACUCACGUCUCUUGGGGGGGGGGGGUCCUGUCGUCCCCUCAUCCCACACACAGAAAGAUUGACAGAUAGACACCCGGUAGAAGUGUUUAUAUAGUUCAUUCAGUUCUUUACCUCACCUGUACCAGUUGAUAAGACCAUCCAAUCAACUCCUAAGGUACUGUUGUUCAUGAAUCACCACACACACACACACACACACACACACACACACACACACACACACAGUCUCAUUCUAUACAAGCCAUAAUGAAUAGCCCGUAAUAAAAUCAAUAUAAAACACAUACGAUUAUACGUAACUAACAAUAUCUACGUUCCUGGGAAAUAAAAUAAUUAUAGAGGUAAUAGAAAUAUAUUUGAAUACCUAUAAUAAUGUGAAUCUGUAGUUUGUUUACGUUUUAAAGUGAUAUAAUAUGUGGGAUUAUUAUUAAAUGUUAUAUUAUUAAUUAAGAAGGUGUGGUUAUAUAAUAAUUAGGGUGUAGACAGGUGGUAAUUAUUAGUGUGGGUAAAUUACCUAAUUGGAUAAUUUGUUUGUUUAGGUGAUAGAUAUACCUGUGUGAUAUUAUGAAGUGUAUGAGGCAUUACCUGGGGUUAUUACCUUCACCAAAGGUUGUAAACACCAGAGGAAUGAAGCUGCAACAACUACUAAUUCCUACUACAAUUACUACUACUACUACUACUACUACUACUACUACUAAUACUACACUUAAUAAACACACGAUAGUUAAGUACCUAACGAACAGUCAAAACAUUACUAUCAUGUAACAACAGAGCCAUCACUCUCACUAGUAAUGAAAUAAUCAUAACUUUCAUAUUUAAGUGAAAUUAUUUUUUUUUUCACUUGUAUCGUAAAAAUUUUUCACAUAUAAUAAUU